AUGGGUUUUGGGGAGGUUUGGAUGAGUUGGAUGGAAGCUAUGAUUUUCUCUAGCCAUAUGUCGGUAAUAGUUAACGGGAGCCCAACUAAAGAUUUUAGAGUGGAGCGAGGGCUCUGUCAAGGAGAUCCAAUUUCACCUUUACUCUAUGUCAUUGUGGCGGAAUGUUUGAAGUGGUUGAUAAAUAAAGAGGUGGAAAAUGGUAUUUACGCAUGGUGUAGUGUUUAUGGAAAGGGUUUUAUCGACGUGCUUCAAUUCGCGGAAGAUACUCUAAUGGUGGAGGAUGGGAGUUGGAACCAUUUAUGGGCCAUAAAGUGGGUGUUAACAAGUUUUCAUCUCAUAUCGGGGCUGGGCAUAAACUUUCAUAAAAGUAAGUUAAUAGGGAUUAACUUAAGUGAGAAUUUUUUGGAAGUUGCUAGAUCUUUCCUUGCGUUUAAAAGAGAGGACAAUGCGUUUUCUUUUUUGGGCAUCCCGGUUGGUCACAAUCCUAGAAAGCUAUCUACAUGGAGUCCGUUGGUGCAAAAGAUUAAAAGAAGACUUCAAGGGUGGAAAAGUAGGUACCUUAGUCUAGGCGGAAGGAUAACUCUUUUAAAGGCGGUUUUGGGUAGCCUUGCGAUCUUUACGCUAUCAUUCUAUAGAGCGCCUAAGAAAGAAAUCUCAAUUGCUUCUAUGGGAGGAUGGCACCAUAAUAAUUGGAUUUGGUCGGACUACGUGUGCAAUGGUCCAGCAGCAGACUCUGAUUCUGUUCUGGCAGCAAGGGUGACUUCGGAUAGUGGUGAUCACGUUUUGGCAUCGCAACAAGCAGACAAGGCAAGAUGGUUGUACGAAAACAACGACAGGUUUUCGGUGUCUAGCUGCUACAAUGCUAUUAAUUCUGUUCAUAUCCCUUUUGGUCCAAUGGAAAGAAACGAUUUGUCCUACAAGCUUAUAUGGAAAAUGGAGGUGCCCAUGAAGGCCUUUUCUUGGAGAUGUUUUAAGAACAGAUUACCGACACGAGUCGGUUUUGAACAUAGAGGUAUAAUUUCCAAUUCCAACAAUCCUUUUAGUUUUUGUGGUUUACUGGCUGAAACUAUUGACCAUCUGUUCUUGGAAUGUGUUGUCGCAACCUUGGUGUGGAAAGAUAUGGCGGAAUGGAUAGGUUGGAAGGAGGUUAAGUUUGACAGUUUGAAGGAUAGUUAUAUGAAGUGGCACAGAUAUUGUAAUCUCAAGAAAGUUAGGAAAGGAAAAGAAGGGGUUUUGUGGAUGGCCAUUUGUUGGAAUAUGUGGUUGGUAAGGAAUGGUAUAGUUUUUAGAAACGAUUCAUGGAAUAUCAACGAUAUUGUGUGGAGCUCUAAAAUCUUGGCUUGGAGAUGGAUAGUUAUAGGAAAAAUUAGCCUGACCAAUUGUAACUUUGAUAAUUUUAACAAAGAUCCUAUGUUUUUUUUAUCGUAA
Vicia villosa (hairy vetch) is the source of this 1428-nucleotide messenger RNA. RefSeq lists its product as uncharacterized. Bases 1 to 1428 code for a protein of 475 amino acids. The record is from RefSeq and is a predicted model, not a curated record. Lineage: Eukaryota; Viridiplantae; Streptophyta; Magnoliopsida; Fabales; Fabaceae. The transcript is spliced from 3 exons.